AUGGUGUCCCCAGCGCUGAAGACGAUCGCCUACCGGGGCUUGCUCCCGGCAGCCCUGGUCAUCGCCGCCUUCAUUCGGCCGUCAUUUUUGUCGCUGAUCUACCUCAUUUUGGCUCUCGUGGGCCCGAUAUUGCCUUCGACUACGGGUGGAACGCCUUUAAAUGCUCCGGCAAAAAUUUACGCGUACCUCGCCUUCUUGAUCUCAACACUUGCUGCUUUUGCACAAAUCGCAUUUCAGAUUUACAUUGGAGCCCAGGACGGCCAACAGAGCACUAGCGACUGCGAUGACGAGCUUUAUCGCUGGCUACGACAAGCUGGCUUUAUUCGGCAUUUCAGCAACAUGGGCUUCGACACCAUCCGCGGCUACAUGCCAGAGGUCAUUGCAUUUGCUUUUGCAUUCCUGAACCUGAUCGUGGUGCAAUGUAUGGGACACAGUAUAUUUGUUGAGCACCCCGCUAGCGUACACGUUGUGAGAAGCGGUAGCAGCCACCUCACGCAAAAGAGCAACAUCGAAGCGUUCUCCCGGGCACUGCUCAUCGCCCUGAAGCGCCUUUCGAAUGCCGUCCUUUUUGUUCUGGUUGCUUUUGCGGGUUGCAUCCAGCCUUCUCUGCUGAACAGCGUCUACUUCCUCACGUUUAUGGCAAUGGCAUCCUGGUGGUCGACAUACAAGGGCAUCAAGCACUCUGUGUACAACCGCGUCAAAAUUGGACUUUUAAUGUACAGCGCGGCGCACCUCAUCAUCGUCUACACCUACCAGAUUCCGGAAGUAUCCAAAUUGCUCCCCGAAGAGGAUACAGCGGCAAGACUCAUCGGCCUCUCCUCGGUGCUAAAGACCGAUUGCGAAGACUCGAUGCACGUCUACGUCAACGACAAAAUCACGUGGAAUGUUGCUUUGAAUCCGUUGGUGAUUAUCGUUUUCUACCUCCUGCUCGUGAUCCAGCUCUGCUGGACGAGGAACGGGACGCGCCACUAUUUGGACGAUGACGACACCGGCUCUUCGAUUCACGAAGAGCACCCGCUUGUCGUCGAACGCGGCACGGAGACGACGCUCGUCGGCUCAUCAUCGAGCAGCACAUCACCAGCUAACCCGGGCCCGUCGAACGCCUCGCCCCCGAGGCUGCUCGACACGGAGGAACGCGUGGGUCCGCAAGAACAUGUGCCGAUGCGCAAGAUCACCAGCCAGAUCAUCGACAAGCAGAAGAUUUCGCACAUUUUUAAUUCCCCCGGCGAACGUCAAGGCACCGCUUCGCAGGGCCUGAUCACCGCCAUCGGCUUCUUCGUCGAGCACUCCUACGUCUUUGGACUCAUGGCGAUGAUGGUAUGGGCCCUGCUGUACCACUCGACGUUCGGGCUGACGCUGCUCGCCUGGGCUUGCAUCAUCUGGAUGUUCCGCGACACGAGAAACGUCUCGUUCACGUGCUCGCCCUUUAUCUUGGCGUACGUCGAGUUCCUGCUCGUCGUCCAAUACAUCUGGAGCAUGGACCUGCCCGUGUUGCCGACCGUCAACGUCGAGGGCGGCACCGCUGACGUGUUGGCCAUGAUCGGCUUUAUCAAAUACACCGGAUCGGACGUAUUUAUCGUCACUUUUGUAAAGGUGAUUCUCAGUCUCCCGAUCUUCUUGCUCCACCGCCUCAAGCGUCGGGACGUCUACUACAGCCGACUGACCGAGCACGAGAAGCAGCGCCGUCUGAAUUACGGUACCUUUGGCAGUCAUCGGCCGUCGGUGAGCGCGAGUGCACAGACCCAGCACUCCUCCCGCUCAGCGGUUGCCGUCAAUUGGCUCAGCCGCCUGCUCACCGUCUACUGGAUCGUGCUCGUUGCCGUUGUCCUCCUCCUCCAGGCCCUCACCGACCGUUCCAGCUUCAUCAACAUCGGCUUCUUCGUGCUCUGGACCCUCGGCGUGCUCCAGUUCAAGCUUUCGUUCCGUUUCUUCCGCGGGACCGCGUACGCCUAUUGGUCGCUGCUCGUCCUCUACACGUCCCUCGUGAUCAUCGCCAUCUAUGUGUGGCAGUUCAAGAAUUUCCCUGAACUAAUCGGUUGGUCGGACAGCUGGACCCGCGACAUUGGCCUCAUCCACUACGCCCAUGAUCAGACAAACAAAUCGCUCUUUGUCCGUCUACUCGUGCCCAUCUCGCUGUUUGUGGUGACGAUGCUGCAGCUCAAGUUCUUCCACGACCCCUGGGCCGAUGCCGUGCAGCCCGUGCGCGCAGAUGCAGGCGGUGAACCACAGGCCGGCGCUUCAGCGCAACCACCCGUCUCCCUAUCGACGCGAUUGUCCCGGAUAGCCGAAGUCGUCAUUGAGCUGCUAUGGCGGGCCGUCGAGGUGCACAUUGCCAAGAUCGUCUUCCUCAUCAUCAUCUACAUAGCCAGCAAAAACAUCUGCGCGAUGUACGUGCCGGUGGUAAUCCUGGUUGCCGUCGGCCUCCUCCUACCACGCGGAGCCUCUGGACUGCUCGGCCUCUUCCUCACCACCUACCUCGCCCUGGCCGCCGUGGCCAAGAUGGUCUUCCAGCUAAACUUCAUCGACGCCACGUGGUUCGGCAACGGCACCGAGUGCAACGCCUCCGACCCGCAGCCGACCCCCUUUGAAUGGUUCGGCUUCAAGAAGCACGAGGACACGGGCUCAAUGUUUGCCGAGCUUGGCGGCCUCGUCGUCUCCAUCGUUGCCCUGACCGCCCAGUCCGUGGUCAUCUACCGACAGCGGGCCCGCCGGAUCAGGUUCUCCGAGCCACCGGCAAAUCGGCACCGCAUCUUCCCCGAGCUCGACCCGAUCACGUACGACCACAACGUGUGGAAUUGCCUCAAGUUCUUUGCCGACUUCGGCUUCUACAAGUUUGGGCUGGAGUGCUGUCUGGUGAUGAUCGCCAUCAACGCCUGGGUGCGCAUGGAUAUGCUCGGCGCGCUCGCGACGGUUUGGCUCGCGGUUUUCGCUCUAUCGAAACGGCCGCUUGUCAGAUGGAUUUGGCCGCUCUUCCUGCUCUAUCUGGUGGUGAUCCUACCGCUUCAAUAUGCCGUCUACGUCGGAUUCCCGCCCAGCCUUUGCAUACCCUAUCCAUGGUCGAUGCUGUUCGAAAACGCUAUCAAGUCGAGGAACCUGCUGAUUUGGCUCGGAUUGGCCGAUUACGACAUCCACUGGACGUCUGCCAACAUUUUUGCCGAUUUCUUCCUGCUGCUCUUCGUCUCUUGCCAGGCCGCCGUUUUCCGCACCGAAACCGCUGAACACCCGGCCGGCGACAACGAGUCCAUCUACAAGGACGGCGUCUACAGCUUCAAGCCCAAUCCCCGUGCCGACUUUGUCACCACGCAACGCUCCUUUGUCGACUACUUCAAGAAGUUCAUCUUCCUGUACGCGCAGUGGCUGACCCUGGUGGCGGUGAUGGUUGCGGGACUGGGAGGUACCUCCCUGUUCGCGCUCGGCUAUUUGUGCCUGGCUUUCUGGAUCCUGUGGUCUGGAAAUGCUCUAUUCAUCAUGCGGGAUCACAACAAGACCAUUCGGAAAUUUAUGGUCGUGCUCGGUUACACGGUCUUCUCCAUGUUCUGCAAGGUCUCCCUGCAGGUGUUGGGUUGCGUGUUCCUCGAGAACUUGUUCUACGUGUCCGGCCCGUUCAACUGCAUCAUCCGCCAAAUCUUCUCGGUCACCUGCGUGAACACGCUGGCCACCCAGGACAUCUCCUUGCUCUUCACCGAGGCUGUCAACUUCGACAAGAACUGCCCGGUAUCGGCGGCGGAGACGCGCAUCGGCUUCGACACGUUGGCGCUGGCCUUCCUCGUCUUCCAGAUGCGCAUCUUCCACUCAUGGUACUUCCAGCAUGCCAUGUGCGACUUCCGCGCCGAGAUCGUGCUGGCUAAUCGUGGUGCUGUCCUGGCGAACCAGCUGAUCGAAAAGGAGAUGAAGGAGCAGAAGCUGCAACAAGACCAAAAGGUCUCCGAGAUCAAGCAACGCACGGCGGCCAUCCGGGAGCAGUACAAACGACAGCAAGAACGGGGUCGCACCUUCGAGCCAAAGACUUACGGACAAGCGAAACGCGCUGGCGACUACUACAUGUUCGAGUAUGACCCGGAGGCCGACGAGCUCAUCCGCCCCAUCGACUCGUUUGUGCCCGAGGUCGACCCGGAAGGCUCGGAGUUUCGGCGGCUUGAUCCGACGCAGCUCGUCCACACGGCCAUCAACAAGGACCUCGACAUGGUCCGGUCGAUGCGCCAGGUGGAGAAGGCGGAACUGAUCAAGGACGACGAGCAGCGCAUGAUCGCGGCGGUCAGCGAAGAUGAGCAACCGGCCCCCGUCGUUGUCGAGUCGGGCGACGCCGAUUCCCAGGAGCCCGCAGAGCAGCCCCCAAAGCAGGAUGAAUCGUUCAUCUACGCCGGCUUGCGCUUCGUGUUCAAGGUCGUCUACAACUCGGUGGAGUGGAUGGCCGUGUUCCUCAACCGGCGUUCCCGCGAGCACCGCUACGUCGCCUACGUGCUGGGCAAGGAAAAGCAGGAGCUGAAGAGCAAGUUCGGCCAAACACUGUGCGAUUCGUCUAAAAAUAUGGGCGAGCUGCGAGACCUUGUGCCAGUUGGUGCCCUGCACGUCGUGCGCUCCGAGACCGAUAUUGAAAGGCUUGAAAACGAGGCGCUUCUCGACUGGCAGCGCCGCAACGUCAUUGCCCGCUUCUUCAACGCGUUCGGCGACUGCGUCAACGCGCACACGGAUGUGAUCUGCUACGUACUGGCGAUCCUCGCACAUGCUGCAUGUGCCGGCCUCAUCACAAUGCCUUUGCCGCUGCUCGUCUUCUUCUGGGGCACCCUCUCCAACCCGCGGCCCAGCAAAAUGUUCUGGAUCGUGUUGAUUGCGUACACCGAGUUGAUCAUCAUCAUCAAGUUCAUCUUCCAAUUCCGCUUCUUCGAUUUCAACACGGAAGCGGCCGAGACGCUGAAUGGAAAGGAUUUUUAUGCUUGGAAUAAGAUCCUCGGCUUGCAAAAGAAGGACUACUACGCGUUCUUUGACGUUUUCCUGCUCAUCUUCCUGUUCUACCAUCGUUACAACCUCCGUCGCCUUGGGCUCUGGAAAGAUGCGAAUGUGAGUGACACCUUCUCCGGCAACACCACCGCCUACAUCGACCCGCAGGAAAUCCAGAGCGCGAUGCUACGGGGCGAGUCGGUCCCAAUCAAGUUCACUUUUGACAAGUACCUUGAGAAUUCGGUCGACAACCGAAAUGGCGAGAACACGGACAACACCGAGCAGGAAGAAUCGGCGGAUCAAACGACCUCCACGAACCCGUUUGCGCGCUUCUUCGCCCAGCUGUUCCAUCCGAAGUUCUUCUACAUCCGCGACCUGUACCCGUUCAUGUUCGCGCUCGACAUUGUCUGCUUCUUUGUGAUCACGUUCGGCUACUCGUCCUUCGGCGAGGGCGGCUCGGGCAAUGUCGUCUCGGACAUUCAAUCCAACCGUAUUCCGCUCACUUUUGUGAUUAUGCUCAUCUCGCUGACCCUGAUGAUCGUCAUCGACCGCGGGCUUUACCUGAGAAAGGCUGUCUACUGUAAGGUCGUCUACCAACUGGUCACCAUCAUCUUCAUGCAUGUAUGGAUUUUCCUGGUGCUCCCGUCCAUCACCAAGACAAGCGCCGCCUCGAACACGAUGGCCUCGUUCCUCUACUUUGUCAAGUGCAUCUACCUGCUCGUGUCGGCCUGGCAGAUCCGCAACGGCUACCCGGCACUUUGCAUCGGAAACCUUCUGACGCACGCUUAUGGACUGACCAACAUGGUCUUCUUCAAGAUCUUCAUGGCGGUGCCGUUCCUGUUCGAGCUGCGCACUGCCAUCGAUUGGACCUGGACGGACACGUCGAUGCCGCUGUUCGACUUUUUCAACAUGGAAAACUUCUACUCGACCAUCUACAACCUGAAAUGCGGCCGGCAGUUUGAGCAGAGCUACCCAGCACCACGCGGAGAAGCAAAGGGCUCGUUGAUCAAAUACCUUAUGGGCAUCCCGAUGAUUUUGUUCAUCGUCAUUAUCAUCUGGUGUCCCCUCAUCGCCUUCUCGCUGCUGAACAGGCUCGGCACGGUGUUAACCCCGAAUACGGCACAGAUGACGAUCUCCGUCGAGGGUUAUCCGCCCCUCUACUCCAUCCAAGCCCAAGGCAACGAACUGCGCCCAUUGACGUUCACGGAGCUGGACGGCUUGAAGACGUCCUUCUCCAAGGCCUUCCUCCCCGGCAACGAUUCCUCGGUGCAGAAGAGUCGCAGCGCCGUCUCCUUCCUCGACGACUACUCGCCCGCUGACACCCUGAAAGUGCUGUUCCGCCCCGAGUCCGAGCAACUGUGGGACAUCUCCAAGGAGUCUCUCGAAGCAAUGCGAUUUGCCCUCCAAAAUCAGACCAACGACAUGGAGAUACAGGUUCGCGUCUCGUUCACCAGACCUCGGCAGGACAGCAGCAAGGAGCCGGUGACGCAUACAAGCGAAUUCUCCUACAAAAUGCCGAACAACUCGGUCACGAGGCAACAGCUCGUCGCGGCACUAAUGUCCUCUGGCGGAGAGGUUAUUGUCCCGAACGCCAUCCCCGUCUACCUGAUCGUCCCCAACGAGGGAGAGGUGACGCCCAGCUCGGUGCAACUCGAAGUGCUCGCCCAGUAUUUGCCCGACACCGCCACCGUCCACAAGACGUACGCGAACAUCUCCCUGAAAAUGGAGAAGCGCGACGGCGGCGGAUUCCUGUGGACGGCGCACAUGAUCAACCCAUCGUUCAACACCACUGGCAUCAACUCGUCGCAGCUGAUCUUGCCCGCCGAGAAGGUGCACUACCGGCCGGGCAACGAAGACUACGUGCAGCUCGUCUCGUUCGUCGAUAGGACGUUCCCGUCCUUCUUCGCCAAAUACGUCCAGGGCGGUGUCAUCGCCAUGUACCUGGCGUUGGUGAUCGUUGUGGGCAAGGUGCUGCGCGGUCUCUUCACCAACCAGCCCCUCGACGUCAUCAUCAGCGAGAUCCCGAACCCGGACCAUCUGCUCAAGAUCUGCCUCGACAUCUACCUGGUGCGCGAGGCCAAGGAUUUCGUCCUAGAACAGGACCUGUUCGCCAAGCUGAUCUUCCUAUUCCGCUCUCCGGCCACGCUGAUCAAGUGGACGCGGUACAAGAUCAAGGACGAA
Mesorhabditis spiculigera is the source of this 7119-nucleotide messenger RNA. The record is from the annotation of a GenBank genome assembly. NCBI's taxonomy places the organism in Eukaryota, Metazoa, Nematoda, Chromadorea, Rhabditida, Rhabditidae.